AUGGCUCGAGAACAAGAUGAAAGAGAUCUGAAUCUAGGGCGGGCAAUCAGAACCUUGGAGCUGCUGACAAGGGAUCAAUGUGAUGUUAAAGGAAAAUAUUCAAAGGAUGAUUUAGACGUUUCCAUGGUUAAUUAUCUUUAUGAUCAAGUUGUUAAUAUAAAAUCAGUGCUGGGAGAGCUUGCAAAAGGAACUAUCUUCGAUAACACCAACGAUCUCGUAGCGUCGCUAUUGGGAAUUAGUUCUAUAACAGUGUAUCGCAAGAGAAAAAGGAUUGGAGAAGAGAAACCUGAAAAAGAAAAGAUUUCCAAGAAACAGCGAAUUCUGAAUAUGGUAACAGAUGAGCAACGCAAGGAGAUUUUUGAUCAUGUGCAGGAAUGCUUCAGAACUGACACAAAUUUUACUUUAUCAACUCUACUGGUUGAUCUGAAGGAGAGGUUCAACUUCCAAUAUGGACGUUCAUCACUCCACGAUUUGCUCCGAGCAAUGGAUCUAGUUUACAAAGUCAAAACCUACAACCCAAUGGUAUCAGAUAGAGUGGAUAUUGUAGCUUGGAGAGGACGGUAUCUGAGGCAAAUUUCAGAAUUGAGAGAAGCUGGUGCCUAUAUCACGUUCUUUGAUGAGACUUGGAUUUAUCACGGGAUGGUCCGCAAGCAUGGUUGGGACUUAAAAAACCAUACGGCCUAUGAACUUGCUCGUAUUGGAAGUAUGAGAAAUCCGAUUCCAGGCUUUGCCGCCGGUAGUGAUAAAGGUGUUAGGGCAAUUGUCCUAGCGGUUUUGACUCCAUCGGGAAUUCUAGAGGCCUCCAUCGACGUGGUAACUUCGAAGCGUCCCGCUUCGGAACAGCUAGUUGAUUAUCACAAAUCGAUGGAUUCUGAAAUGUACUAUAAGUAUAUGGAAAAGGUGCUUCCAGAAAUUGUUGCAGCAGCUCCUCCAGGUCGGCAACCGGUGAUGGUAAUCGAUAACUGUGCCAUUCACAACCAAACGACGCUGAAGCUCCCCACGAAAAGCUCCAAGAAGGAAGACAUCACCAAUUUUCUCAAAGAUCAGGGAGUUGCAGUGGAUCCUUCUCUUAAAAAAGAUGAGCUAUGGGAUGAGGCCGACAGUUACAUGAGAAUGCAUGGGGGUAGAAAGGCUUUGAUGAAAUACGAGGUCGAUGAAAUGGCUGCAAGGUUGGGAGUGCAAAUCGUCAGACUUCCACCGUACCAUUGUUGUCUCAAUCCCAUCGAGCUCAUUUGGAACCAGCUGAAAAGCUUCCUGCGCAAGCAUGGAAAAUUUGACAGCAAACUGGAAACAGUCCGUACUCAAGCGAUUCAAUUUCUUAAAAGCAUCGACGAGGAAGCUGUGGCAAAUAUAAUGGAUCACGUUAUGGAUGCUGAGAUUGACCUUAAGACUAUUAUGGAUGCCGAUUUUGAGCAAAAUCUACGCGAGGAUGAGAUGGAUUCGGGGGAUGAUGACAUCAGUUUUUGA
This is a messenger RNA of Caenorhabditis elegans, 1467 nucleotides long. Lineage: Eukaryota; Metazoa; Nematoda; Chromadorea; Rhabditida; Rhabditidae. The record is from the annotation of a RefSeq genome assembly.